AAUUAAACCUGAGAACAGGGCGCCAUUUUGGUACUGACAAGGAAACAAAGCAGGAAGAAUAGUGUGCUAUAGUCUCUAAACCAGACUGUGAGAAAAAGACUCUACAGCAGACAUGACUGAAAAGGUGGAUAUGGCCCCGCCUCCAUACCCGGGGCAAGACCCAGGCCAGUCAGGAGCCCAGAUUCCGGGACAGCCUGUCGGGUACGAGCCACAGCCGGGACAACCUGCUGGAGAAUACGUGCAACCGCCGGGGCAGCCUAUGGUAUACCCGGGGAUGGGACCACCAGUGCCGCCUGGAGCAACCGUUUUCGUCCGCCAGGUUCCUGUGAUACCACCCGACCACCCUACACGCAGUAAGGACCCGGUGAGGAUGACUUGUCCAACCUGCCAGCAGAACAUCGAGACAACCAUCACCCGGGAGAUCGGGCUCUUCACGUGGCUGGCUGUGGGCUUUAUCUUCCUGAUGGGGUUUGCGCUCCCUCUUUUCUGGUUGGGAUGUUGCUUCAUCCCCAUGUGUAUCCCCAGCUGUAAGGACACCAGACACACCUGUCCUAACUGUGACACUCACCUGGGAACCUAUCAGAUCGCCAAGUAAACACCCGAAUUGUCUGAAGAUAAUUUGGUACCGGAUUUCGGUCCGAUAGUACCGAGAUGUCUUUAAGAAACUCUUGAGGAAUCGCGGUGCUCAAGGCACGGACAAAUAACUGUAUAAUUUUCCUCCACUACACCACCCGAUGUACAAUAGUCAAAAGUAGACUUAGUGUUUUCCUGCCCAAUUCGUGUAUUUGUAUGUAUGUAAUUGCCCUGUGUGUUUUUUGCCCAUAAACUGUAAAGUUGACACAUUUCAAGAGAACUAUUAACCCCUGCUAUGUUGAUUGAUUUAAAUAAAAUUGAAAGUGAAAAGAUGUCGAAUAUCACGUUUUGCUCGUUUAAAAUAAUAUGAUUAUUCUUUGUACUGUGAAUGAAGUGUAAUGGCGUUAAUGUUACUGAGAUAUAACAGAAAAUUGAACAUCUGGCUACAGUUACUGCAUAUACUAUUUGUAUUGGAUGUAUUACAAUAAAUAAACGCCUAUUGCAUCAUAUGUAAGUUCAUAAGAACGAUUGUGAUAUAGCAUUAUCACAAUUAUCUAGCGAAAAAAAGUGGGAACUUUUUUUUUUGUUUCACCCUAUGCAUUGUGUAUAGUGCUACAAAACUGAACAAUACAUGUGGCAUUUACUUGGACUGUGUGGCUACUACAUUGUUAACCAGGCUAAAAACGGAUUAUUGAAUGUGAUAAUGUUUGAGGCUCGAUUCUUUUUUAAAU
Molecule: messenger RNA, 1304 nt
Organism: Branchiostoma belcheri (Belcher's lancelet)
Lineage: Eukaryota; Metazoa; Chordata; Leptocardii; Amphioxiformes; Branchiostomatidae
Product: lipopolysaccharide-induced tumor necrosis factor-alpha factor homolog
Exons: 5
Coding region: 113-595 (160 amino acids)
Molecular function (GO): zinc ion binding
Source: RefSeq, a predicted model, not a curated record